CCCAAAAAUCGUCAUCACUACAAACCUGCUCACUACGAACCCAAAGUAACAUCAACAAAACAAAAUAAACAAUAACAAUCAAACGUUUACGAUAUUAACUGUUCAAAGAAAAACGGAAAUCAAAUUAAACGACAUUUUCUAGUGACAUCAAAUCAACGGAAUAAUAAACAAUUAAAACAAUUUAACAAUCAUCGAGUAAAUUGAUUUCAAUUUACUACUACUAAGUGUGUGUGUAGUUUUUACAUUGACAAUUAUCAUUAAGUUUGACUUUCCAAACAAUUACUACAACUAUUCAUCAUUACAAUAAUCCUCAAAGUUAAUUGAUCAUCUUUUCUGGUAUCAAUAGUGAACUUUGCUUGUUACCAUAAACUCCCAUCUCUCUCUGUGUGUACAUCAAAUCAUCAUCAGAAAAGUGUAACAAUUAACAAACAAUUAACCAAUUUCUCGGGAUUAACUGUGGCAAUAAAUCAACAGAGAUUUGUGUUUAUCUAACCUUAACCUUUUAAACACUUUCUAAUUUGGAUUAUCAUUUUUUUCUUAAUGGAUUAUUGUCAUCACCAUUAUCAUCAAUUUCAUCAUCUUAAUCAACCACCUCUCACAUUGAAACAAUUUACCUUCUUCCAAUUGAAGAAUAUAUAAUUUAUUAAACAAUAAUUGGAUAAUCUAAUCUGCUUCCUUUAAUCCAAUUGAUAAUCCAUUUUAAACUAUCGACUGAGAUUCUCAAUCAAGCUAAUCUACAAUCAAUACUAAUCGUAUAAUAUCAACAUCGUCAUCAUCAUCAUCAACAACAACAACGACAUACACACACAAACACUUGAUUAUCAUCAUCAUCAGUUGAUCUAAUUGAAUAACAAUAAUAUUCUUGUGACGUUUAAUCAUCAUCAUCACUAAUCAACAACAACAACAAUCUAGAUUAACUAUUUGUUUAUCUGUCAACAAAGUGCAAUCUCGUGCAAUCCUUUUUACAGUUACAAUUAACUAAUUGUCGCAACUACUCAAAAGUCUUCUGCUUGUUUCCUCUCUUUCGAGAAAAAUUAAUAUUAAUUUUAUUUGGAAUCAUUUUAAAAUUCAUUCAUUCAUCAUUCAUCACUAAUUUAAAUCAUAAUGUUCAGUUUUCAUAAGCCCAAAAUUUACCGAUCGAUAUCGGGAUGUUGUAUAUGCAAAGCGAAAUCUUCCAGUUCCCGUUUUACCGAUUCAAAAAAGUACGAAGCUGAAUUCGAGAAGUGUUUCCGUAUAAGCGAAAAACGUUCUGGUGAGAUAUGUAAUGCUUGCGUUCUGCUGGUUAAGAGGUGGAAAAAAUUGCCUCCGGGGACACUUCGCAAUUGGAGGCAUGUUGUUGACGCUCGAGCUGGACCAGGAACUAAAUCAAUGAAAUAUGCGAAAUUAAAUCACAAUUCAUCAACCGGUGGAUCAAUUAAUAGUACACAUAAUCAUAAGAAACACAAUAAACCAAAGAAAAUUAAAUCAUCGAUACUUGAUUAUACCGACAUUCAAGAUGGUGAUAGAUUUCAAAUCUCAUCAGUGAGACAUUUAUCCAGUCCAAUUGGAAGUGAUUCAUCUGAUUUAGAUGAUGAUGAGGAUGUCGAUGAAGAUGAUUACCUGUCCGAUUUUGACGACGAAAGUAAAGGACAAAAUACCUUGGCUGGUGUAAGAAAUACCGAUGGUACAACAACCACGACCAAGAAAAAGCUUCGUAGUAACUCAAAAAGUCCACUUUCCACCAGUACAAUUACAUCAGCAUCUUCAUCUUCAAACCUCUCAUCCCCUGGAUCUUCAUCCACCAGCCGAAGAAGCUUAACCAAGCGCAGUAAACCACCAACAAGCUCACUCUCUAAAGUUUCUUCCUUCUUAGAUAUGUCCUUCUGGAGGAAAGAAAAAAUUUGCUGUGGAAUAAUCUUCAAAGGUCCUAACAACGAGGUGCUUAUUUAUCCCAAACUGCUCAAACCCUGUUCAUGUCGCAUUAAAAUGACCGAAGCAAAAUCUGGUGGCGGAAGUGGAGGAAGUGACACUGCCUCGAUCACAUCUACCUCACAAAUAGAAGAGGACACGAACAGUAAUGCCUCAAGCAUUGCAGCUUAUUCUCUUUAACAACAAUUUCAUUCUUAGGAUGAUAUUUCAAUUUCUCUUCCUCUUCCUCUGUUCAUCUUUCCCUCUUUCUUUUCACCAUAAUAUUAAAGCCUUUUCCCUCUUUCCAAACUGUUAAUCGCCUUCUAAUCCUUAAAACUCAAAAUUCUUUCAUCUUUUUACUUUCAUAUCCAUCAAUUCAUUUACAUCUCUCCUUUCUCAUCUUAUAUAAUUACUCUUCUUCCAUAAUCUAUUCCUUCAACUCUUCCCCACCUCCAUCAUCAUCACCAAUACCCUCUUAGACUGAGAUCCAAUAUCCUUUUCCUUGUAAGACAUUUUUUUUAUAUAUUCACAUGAAACCUUAGCCUCUCACCUUUACAAUUCCCACUCCAAUUUAAAUGGCUAAUUACUUUAGAAAAAGAAGAGUAAAUGAUUUAUAUAUUAAUUAAUUAUUAUUUGUAAACUAUUUCAUCAUAAUCAUCAUCUUUUUGUGCAAUUAUCGUCAACACUAAUAUAAAUUAAUAUGAUUGUAAUAAUAUCUUGACAAUGCAACGAUAUCAAUGACAAGUUGUCGUCCGCAUCCAUAACCAACCAACCAAUACAACAAUCAACAUUAUCGCAAUCAUCCUAGAGCAAUUAUCAUCAAAAUGAACCUUCAUUAAAUCUGAUCACGGCUUACCUGAUCAUCAUCAUCAUCGCCAUCACCACCACCACCACCAUCAUCAUCAUCAUCGUCUUCAGUUAUCCACAAUAUUCAAUAAGGAAAAAGAAAACUUUUUUUUUCUUCUCGCAAUCAAAAAGCCCAAUAGCAAAUAAACAAUAAAUUAUAUAAUCUUAUAAACGGAUUUAUAAA
Molecule: messenger RNA, 2917 nt
Organism: Panonychus citri (citrus red mite)
Lineage: Eukaryota; Metazoa; Arthropoda; Arachnida; Trombidiformes; Tetranychidae
Product: SIN3-HDAC complex-associated factor-like
Exons: 5
Coding region: 1105-2088 (327 amino acids)
Biological process (GO): negative regulation of cell migration
Source: RefSeq, a predicted model, not a curated record